AUGAUGGCGAAACCUUCCGAUGCAGAAAUUAUAAAACUUUUUGAUAAUUUAGUACCAGAAUUAGAUCUUCCUGAAGAAGCUAUUCCAAAAAUGAAGGAAUGGGAUUGCAAGAAGAAAUGGGGAUUCUACAUGGGUCAAAUGAUGCAUGCAUCUAUGCUUCCAUCUCCCGAAUGUUUCCUCCAAUAUUUGAAAUUUAACCCAUGCUCCGAAGGAUUCAAGCAGCUUCACACAAACUUAAGUAAGGAAAUGGCUAGCUGGUCCGAUCAAUUUCUUAAAAUCAAUGGUCAUCUCUUUUUAAUUGAGCAAUUUAGAUUAUACUACCAAACAAUCAAGCAAACCAAAAAAUUACCAGAAUCGAAGAAUGAAGAAUUUAACGACAUCUUAUCCUGCUUCAAGGAUAUCGCGAACACCGAUGACGGCUCGAGAAUUUUAGUCAAACAAACCGAGCUCGCUUCACUUUUGAUUAAUUCCAUACUCCCGAAUGACUCCAAAGCAUUCGGCCUCAUCAUCAGUAUUGUAACACCAUUCGUUCUCGAAUCCAAGGAUGUUACUGAAAUGGUUAACGAGUUUGAUCAAUUAGAGCGCAAUAACACAAAAGGCUUCAAGAUUCUCGCGAAAAUGAUUUCCGACAAUCCAAAUGAAGUCAAAGGCGACUCAUCCAUUAUUCGUCCCAUCAUUGUCUUCUUAAACGCCAUGCUUCUCGCACAUUCGAAGAAGAUGUCGAGAUACGUUAACUUCCUUUUCCAUUUGGAGAACGAUGGCGUCCUUCAUACCCUUAAAGAUUGCAAAUUGAAACCCCAGUCCAAAGUUGAGUCUGGUUGCAGCGCUCUUCUUCAAAGGUGCGAUGACAUCUUAGUUCCACUCCAUACAAUGUAUCCAAAAGUUCCAGUUAACGUAUUCCAUACAAAGGAAAUCUUCCACAUUAUCGACCUUGUUAUACCUAAGGAGUUCUGUGGUAUCAUGCAGUGUAUCUCAGAUAUAGUUACAAAUCACUCAGAGCACACAAAACGUGUAAUCACUUACAUUUUGAACUUUUUACAGUACUACAGACACUUUAUGCUACACAAAGUUUCAUUCUCUCUGGAAGACCUUUCCUCACAGGUCGCCAAAAUCGAUACUAUCUACGAUGCCGGAAUGCACGCGAACUCUUUUACCAUGGAAAAUACAGUUCAGAUGCUUUAUAACGCUUCUCACUUCAUUGAUAGCGAAUCUCUUAAGGCAUUACCACUUCCAAAGCUCGAAUCUGUUGAUGUUACAAAGAAUGAUGAACUCGCAGCUAAAAUUGGCGUCCUUACAGAACAGUUGAACGGUCUUAAGAAGCAUAUCAACUUCCUUAACCAAUCAAAGGACGGAUUAUCUAAGGAAGUCGAUGCAGAAAAGGGCCGCAACAAAGAAUUAAUCGAUAAAUUGAAUACAAACGAAGUAGAAAUCAGCAAACUUCGCGAAGAAGUGAAGACAGCGAAUAAUUUGAUUGCAAAACUCAAACAAGAUGAAGAAGAGAGACAAAAGAAGGAAGCAGCAGAGAAGGCCAGAAAGGAAGAAGAGGAAAGAAAGAAGAAAGAAGAGGAAGAGGCCCGUCAUAAGAAGGAAGAAGAGGAAAUGAAGCAGAAACAAGCCGGCGAUGCUCAAAAGACAAACGACCAGAACAAGAAGGUCGCUCAGCUUGAGGAAGAACUCAAGCAACUCAGAGAAGAUUCAGCCAAGAUCAUCGCAGAUCUUCAGCAUCAGCUUGAAUCUGCCAGAUCCCAGCCACCUCCAACAGAUUUAGCUGGAGCACCACCUGUAGCACCUCCUCCACCUCCUGUUGGCGCUCCUCCGCCACCUCCACCGCCACCACCGCCUCCUCCAGGCGUUGCAGCAGCUGCCCCACCUCCUCCACCUCCACCGCCGGGACUCGCAGGUUUGGUUCCUCCUCCGCCGGUCGGAGCCGGAAUCUUACCUCCUCCACCGCCUCCUCCAGGCGCUCCAGGCAUGCCACCACCUCCACCAGGCAUGCCAAGAGCUCCUGCUCCAGCCAGACCUAAGAAGAAGAACGAAGCUCCACCGAAGAAGAUGAAGAGUUUGUUCUGGCAAAAGAUUCCUGACCAGCAGAUCUCUCCAACAAUCUGGACAACGAUCGAUGACACUAAAGUCAACUUCCAGACAGAUGAUUUCUUGGAGCAAUUCGCUGCACCAGUCAUAGAGAAGGAGAAGAAGGAAUCAGAAGGACAGUCACUUGCGAAGAAGCAGGUUGAACUCAUCGAUUCCAACAAGGCACGUUCAGUCGCCAUCAUCCUUUCUCGCUACAAGAUGUCAUACGAAGAUAUCGUGAAGCACAUCAAACAGGUCGAUAUCGACGAGUUCACAGAAGAUCAGAUCAAUGCCAUGAAGACAAACCUUCCUACACCGGAAGAAGUUGGUGAAGUCAAGGGAUACACAGGAGAUCCAGCUCUUCUCGGCAAGUGCGAACAGUUCUUCCUCGAACUCAUCAAGAUCGAGAACCCAACAAUCCACUUCGACCUCAUGUUCCUCAUCAAGACAUACGACAGCCAGAUGACAAUGAUCAAACCACCAUUGGAAGCUCUCAAGAACGCUUUCUAUGUUCUCGAGAAAUCCACAAAACUCAGAAACAUCUUCUCUGUCAUUUUGAGAUUGGGUAACUACAUGAACGGUGGCUCAUCUCGUGGUGGCAUCUCCGGAUUCAAGAUAGACACAUUGGACAAAGUAAGAGAAGUCAGAUCAUCCAAAUCUAACUCAAUUACUUUGCUCCACUUCAUUGUCCAAACAAUGCAGGAGUUCUAUCCAAAGGAUUGGGACAUAACAGAAGAAUCAGCAACAUUCGAAACAUCAACUAAAGCUGAUUUAGAUACAAUUGCAAAUAACAUCAAGGCUGUUCAGUUGAACUUCAACAAGUGCCAGAGUUACAUGGAACAAGCUGAGAAGGGAGUUAUUGAUGGCGAUUUAUUCCAUCCUAAAUUCUCAGAGUUCUCCACUGGAAAGGAGCAAGAAUUAACAAAGCUCAAGGAAGAAUGCGACAAAGUUGCAGAGCGCGCAAACAACAUCAUCAAUUUGUAUGGAGAAAGCCCACAGAAGAUGAAACUCGCGGACUUCCUCAACACAUUCAAUACAUUCACAACAGAAUACAUGAAAGCUGCAGAAGAUAUCGCUAAGCAGAAGGCAGCGAAAGCAGCAAUGAAGGAGAAGAGAGAAAAGAGAAGAGAACAGUCAAACUCAAUCCUAAAGAAAGGUCACCUCGACCAGGUUAUGUCCGCCCUCGAAGAUGGCUCUGGACUCAACCAGAUGAAGGCACCAAAGAAGUUUGGAAGAGUUACUCCAGGUAAGCCACAAAUGAUGGCUCCAGUCAGCGACUUACAGGCGGCAUUCCUCAAAGUAAGAGCAAAGAAAUAA
Molecule: messenger RNA, 3387 nt
Organism: Trichomonas vaginalis G3
Lineage: Eukaryota; Parabasalia; Trichomonadida; Trichomonadidae
Product: actin binding
Exons: 1
Coding region: 1-3387 (1128 amino acids)
Biological process (GO): actin cytoskeleton organization
Molecular function (GO): small GTPase binding; actin binding
Source: RefSeq, a predicted model, not a curated record